CUCUCCUUCUCGGGCUUCUGCCUAGGCUAAGGUACCGCUUCAGCGGAGCUUCGGUUUGUGUAGCACUGUACUCGAGUACUGUACAGCACUUGGGAAUCCUCUCUCGAUAGUCUUCAAUAGAUAAAAUCAAUUUAUUUUUCAUAGCGGGCCGAAAGAGUAGACUGCCGCCGAUCGUGUCUGCGGCCCUGACGGCACCACGUCCAAGAGGCAAAGCCAGCUCAAACACGCCUACCCCGCUAGUGCACGGCCGAUAGGUGCGGCAAUUUGCUUCUACGGUAAGCAUCUUCCCUCCCUCCCUCUUUUAUUCUAAUCUUGAUUUCCCUGCCCCCCGUUCGCUCAGCUCAUUGCCCCACUUCGCCGUAUUCUGGCAGCCACUUUACCUUAGACUACUUUGCCUGCCUUCCUUGCUUUAUCCCAUCGCUUCACCUCUUUCCCGCCCGCCAUCAAUCCGCCAACAAAUCAAUUGGGGGGUCGGUGUGGUGUGCUUUUCUCUCUUGCUCGUAUAUCGGUGCGCCGCCAGAACGGUGGAGGUGAUGGCGCCUGGGGGCGCGGCGGUAAGGAGUGUAAUGGUUGGUUACGGUAUCGUAGUUGGUUGCAGGUGGACUGAUGGGGUAAGAUUUGCUCUGGGCAGAUAGAUCGGAUUCAAACGGGGGAUGAAAAGUUGAGCUGGAAUAGAAUGGGAGGGUGACGGCGCAGCAGCUGCGGGGGCGGGGAUCAAUGGCGGCGGAGGCAGUACCCAGGCUGGCGGUGCGGGAAGGGAGGGGUGUGUGUGAAGGUGCUGCACUCACUCACAAGGAGGAGGAACAGGAGGGUGCCCACUGGAUAAAAUGGGGGGGGGGUUGGUAGACUGUCGUGGCACAUGUAAUUUAUGUGCUCAAGCAUGUGCUUCCGUUGUUGUUACUCGAGUACACGCACCCUAUCGUACUCGAGUACACCACUCACUCGGUCGUUGCAAGCAGGCAAUCAAUGGAUCACUGGACAUGCUCAUCGCACACCACGCAGCCGCUCUGCCGGAGAAACCUUGUUUCCUUCCUUCCUUCCUUUCCCUUCCCUCCCUCCCUCCCUCCCUCCCUUCUUCUCUAUUUGCUUUUCUCCCGCGGAUUUUUUCCAAUUUUCCAAUUUCGCAUUUUCCAUUUUGCCGCUGCUGGCGGUGCUCGCACAUGUCUUUUUGAGUACAGUAUGACAGUUUGAGGGUUAUCCCGGUGAUUGGUUGGAGGGGGUGGUGAAGCUAAUAAUCUAUAGUUUGUCCAAGUACUACUCGGGUACUCGAGUACUUGUUAAUUGUGCACAUAUCUGUGCGCAUCUGGUUGUCCCCGUUUGUUUUGUUUUUUUCGUUUUUUCAAACAGGAUGUGCACGCCCCCUUGCGAUAGUACUUGUAACACCUACGAGUACGGUAGUUGAGCGGGCUAAGUGUCGCAUCGGUAAUAAGUGCUAGGCAUCGCCGUAUCAUAGGCGGGAGUGAGUUGCUGUAACUAAGGGAUUGCGUGCGCCAUAGUCCCACAUGCCCAAAAUACAGGAGUAGAGGAUUCAAGUACAAUUCUUUUCUUCACGGACACUCGUAUCUCCUUUCCACGGUGGCUUAGUUGAUCUGACCACGUUAGAAGCUAGCAAUAGCGGGGAUUUAUCGACAAUAAAGAGGAUCUAGGGCCUCGGAAACUUUUCAUUGCACACAGUUGGACGUCCUGGUGUUUUUCCCGGAUCCGGGAAGCGGAGCCGUAGGAUACAAGUACGCAGUAUGGUAGGACUGUUUCGGCGCUUCUCCUACAUACCCCGGACUCUAGGGUAUCAUAAUAGCAGUAUGCCGGGGGGGCGCAAAGAGUGCUGUGAGAGAGUAUGAGAUAGUAAAAGAUGGGGAAAAGGGUCUGGACUUUCAUUGGCUAUGGUAAAAUUUGCUCCCAAUCUCCGCUCUCUCUCUUGCAGAAAGCCACAAGGUAAUUGAGAAGUACAGUAUUUAGUUCACUCGCUCUUGACAAGACAAUAUGUCGUCAGGGCGCAUUGAGGUCGGGGGAUAGGGGGGGGGGAGCUGUGACCUCUUCUAUCCUCC
Messenger RNA from Tuber melanosporum (Perigord truffle), 2045 nucleotides. RefSeq lists its product as uncharacterized. The transcript has 2 exons. NCBI's taxonomy places the organism in Eukaryota, Fungi, Ascomycota, Pezizomycetes, Pezizales, Tuberaceae. Bases 967 to 1191 code for a protein of 74 amino acids. The record is from RefSeq and is a predicted model, not a curated record.